CUAAAUACCGGAGAAGAAGACGGUUACUGGGGUAACGUCAACAUCUCGAGCUGCUAACUUUCUUACAGCUAACAUGACGCUAUGUGAAAACCAAUUGAACCUGGGAAACUAGCCUUCUAAACAGACCAUUCGGUUCGAAAUAUUGCAGAUCUAUACUGUCGACGAAAACGACCAAGAAGGAGUCCAGUGUGAGUGGUUUUAGGCAACAUGGCGAGCCAGCGGCCUCCCUCAGGCAUGGGCCGCCCAGUGAGCCGCAGCGGGUCCGUACUCCCUGGUGCUGGAAGACCCCCAACGGCCCUUAGACCUCCACCCACAGCCAUACGUGUUGCGACUGGGAUGGUUCCAGGUACAAGUGGUAUGAGGGGUGGCAUUCCCGUCGCUACUCCUGGAAUCCUGUCAGCACCGAUCAAAGUGACUGACAGGCCUGUCACCCAGCAGGGGCUUAGUGGGAUGAAGACUGGCAUGAAAGGACCUCAGAGGCAGAUUCUGGAUAAGUCCUACUAUUUGGGCCUCUUGAGGAGUAAGAUCAACGAGUUAACCACGGAGACCAGCAAACUACACAAAGAGAUUGACAAUUACAACCAGGAGAACUCCGUUUAUCUCUCCUACGAGAAGAGAGCCGAAGGCCUCGCUGUAGAGAUUAAGGAGCUACAAGGCCAGCUUGCUGAUUACAACAUGCUGGUGGACAAGCUCAACACCAAUACAGAGAUGGAAGAUAUGAUCAAUGACUACAACAUUGUGAAAGCCCAGAAUAACAGCGAGGCUGAAAGCAUUGAUAGCAUCUUCACUGAGAGGAGAGAAAGAGAGGAGGCUAUCAGGGCGAUCGAAGAAGAGAUCAGGAAGGAAAGGCGGGUCGCUGAUGAGGUUGUUCAGGCUAUGCCUGCGGCAAAGCAAGAGAAGUAUUUCACCAUGACAACAGCCAAUGAGGAGCUGCUACAGGAGCUGGCUGUUCUCCAGGAGGACCUGGACAUUCUGAUAACCCGGAAGGAGGAUUAUGAAACAGAGCUGGCCCACUCGUACGUAAAACAGGAAGUGGUUCGUCUUCAUGAGACUCUGUCAGCGCUGGAAGCAAAGCGCGACACCAUGGAGGCUGAGCACAAGAGCCUGGGCUCCCCGCAGGAGGAGAGGGAGAAAUUAUUUAAACAGGUGAAGGAGGACAACCAGGAAAUCGCCAGCAUGGAGAGACAGCUUACAGAGAUCAGGGACAGGACCGGACAUAUCACGGAGGAGAUCCGACAGCUGGAGCAGGACUCGGAGGAGGCACAGGGGGAGUGUCAGCAGAAAUACAAAGAGCUGAGAAAGAAAGAGGAGGAAAUUGACCGAUACAUGGAGUCAUUUGAUGAGUUCAGGGCUCAAGAGGAGGACAAGAUGACACAGAGCCAAGAGAACAUCAUCUCCCUUCUGGAACACUGCAGCAGGAACAUGUUGCGGCUGCGUCUGGUGGAUACAGUGACAGCCAGCGAGCUCAGAAACAUGCAGGAGGUGCUGGUCAGCAAGGAGACUGAGGUGGUCCAAUCAGAGAGCACAGCCAGGGGACUGACAACUGAGUCCCAGCGUCUGCAGCAGGACCUGGAAAAGGUGCAGCAGCUGGAGGGGAAGAUCACAGGUGAGCUGAACAGCCUGAAGGAGCGCAUCAGCACCAUGGAAUCUGAGCUGCACACCUACCGAGACCUGGACACUCUGAGGCACACAGCGGAGGAGAAGAAAAAAAGACUGCAGGAGGAGCGGGUAUCACUGACUCAGCGUCGCGAUUCGUUCAAGCAGCUGCUGGAGGACAUGAACCAGAAAUAUGAAGCUCUGAAGACCAAACUGCAAGAAAACGAGACUCACGCUCAGCUGGCUAACCUUGAGAGGAAAUGGCAACACUUGGAGCAGAACAACUUUGUAAUGAAAGAGUUCAUCGCCUCUAAAUCUCAGGAGAGUGACUACGAAUCGGUCGCCAAGAACGUCUAUCAACAAGUGGCGGAGUACAACAAGAGUCUGAUAGACUCCUUACAAAACAACAGGAGUUAAACACACAUAGGAAACAUCUGCUGUGUUUAAGACGUCUGCGGUCUCACAGCAAGUGUCUCUGUUGCUGCUCGCUUAUCCAGCACCUUUCAGUUAAUGGCAUGACAAAGGGAUGAGCACAUGGUGAUGUGGUGUCCUGACAAAAGCACUGACGCGUAACAGUGUGUCUGUUUGCUAUUAGGAUAAGCCUGCACAGAAAUGGCUAAUUAGUUGCUCAAAUCUUCAAAUUUCAAAAUUUUUUGUUCAGUAUGUGAGGAAAAUAGCAUAGUUUUUUUCCAUCCUUUGGGGGGGAAAUAAAAAAAACUAAAUUUGUGUAUCUAGUUAAAGUUUGUAAGUAUUCAUCUACUGUAUUUUGUAUUUAAACGUACUGGGGCCUCUGCUGCAUUACAUGUAGGUCCUAAAUGCUGUCAUCAUUUGAAUAAAGAGGUUUUGAGAAAAUUCAAA
Scatophagus argus is the source of this 2454-nucleotide messenger RNA. It is a transcript of the gene ift74, whose product is annotated as intraflagellar transport 74. Gene Ontology annotation, biological process: cilium assembly; intraciliary transport involved in cilium assembly. Gene Ontology annotation, cellular component: intraciliary transport particle B; cilium; centrosome. Gene Ontology annotation, molecular function: beta-tubulin binding. The coding region runs from base 208 to 2013 and encodes 601 amino acids. The transcript is spliced from 20 exons. NCBI's taxonomy places the organism in Eukaryota, Metazoa, Chordata, Actinopteri, Scatophagidae. The record is from RefSeq and is a predicted model, not a curated record.